Molecule: messenger RNA, 678 nt
Organism: Populus nigra (black poplar)
Lineage: Eukaryota; Viridiplantae; Streptophyta; Magnoliopsida; Malpighiales; Salicaceae
Product: trans-resveratrol di-O-methyltransferase-like
Exons: 1
Coding region: 19-678 (219 amino acids)
Biological process (GO): methylation
Molecular function (GO): S-adenosylmethionine-dependent methyltransferase activity; protein dimerization activity; O-methyltransferase activity
Source: RefSeq, a predicted model, not a curated record
UUUUUCUUCAUAAACUCCAUGACUUUAAAAUGUGCCGUUCAACUAGGCAUACCAGAUGUGAUCCAAAAACAUGGCAAACCCAUGACCCUCUCGGAGCUUGUUUCUGCCUUACCGAUCCACCCAUCAAAAGCUCAAUAUGUCCACUGCCUUAUGCGUAUUCUCGUGCACUCCGGUUUCUUUUCCCAGCAAAAUCUUAAUGGCAUUCACAACCAAGAAGCAUAUUCCCUUACCCCAUUCCACUCGUCUCCUCCUCAAGGAAAUCCCUGGAGCGUGAGACCUCUUUUACUUCUGGUGCUUGACCCAGUUCUGACAAAACCAUGGGAUUGCUUGAGCACUUGGUUCCAAAAUGAUGAUCGCAAUGCAUUUAGUGUUGCCCAUGAAAAGACACUUUGGGAGUACGCUGGCCAAGAUGGAAGGCUCAACAAUCUCUUUAAUGAAGCCAUGGCUAGUGAUAGCAUACUGGCUAGUAAGUUGGUUGUAAGCAAAUGUAAAGGCAUCUUUGAUGGGGUGAAUUCCUUGGUGGAUGUCGGGGGAGGCUUAGGAACUAUGGCCAAGGGCAUUGCUGAAGCAUUUCCCCACAUGGACUGCACUGUGUUUGAUCUCUCCCAUGUGGUUUCUGACUUGCAAGGCAGCAUGGGGACAGGGUUGGCCAUGAUAAUUCAUAACGAAUUUAAUUAG